Molecule: messenger RNA, 234 nt
Organism: Pseudomassariella vexata
Lineage: Eukaryota; Fungi; Ascomycota; Sordariomycetes; Amphisphaeriales; Pseudomassariaceae
Exons: 2
Source: RefSeq, a predicted model, not a curated record
GGCUGGAUACCCGAGGAUUGCAAGAAGAGGACCGAAAGUUACAACUACUUGCAUUUCGAAAUUGACGUGUACAACGUGACCUACACCGACUGUGAUAACCCCUGGAUCCUGUGCCGUCACAAGAAAUCCACCACAAGCAAAGAUCACAUGAUCAAUAUCUUCGGCAGCAUGCCCCUUGGCAUGCGAGAGUACGCUAGGCACAUCCUCGCAAUGCCCGACAUCACGCCUGAUUAG